UCGUUGUUAUGUCCAAAAUCCCCCAAAACAAUUCUCUAGAUUUUCGCGAUAAUCUUCUACCGAAAUGGAUUCUCGAAUCGACGACGACGACGGCGAUCUUCUAGCUUCUAGUUCAAAUACCUCCGGUCGCCGGAAUUAUCAUUGUUACAGUGAAAAAUUCGUUUUCAACUCCGACUCCGAUUCCGACGACGUCGCCGGCGCCGGAGAUGUCAAUAGAGUCGGAAGUUCCGGCAGGAAAUUUAGCUUCGAUGAGACGGAGCGAACUCCGAAAUUGUUUGACCGGUUCUACGGCUCUUCAUCUUCUGAUGAUGAGGAGUUCAGUUCCGGUUCAGGUCAAAAUGGCGUUGUUCGGAAACGGCUUGAUAAUAUGAUUCAAUUCCUUGACCGUAAGAUUUGUUCGGAAACAGCUGCUUCUAAUAGUAAUAGUAAUGUUAAGAGUCAGUCUCAAGGUCUUCCUGAGUUUUCAGGUAAAGGUGGUGGUGCUGGCAUUUUCAAGUUGCCUGUACGUGCCGCAGUGCAUCCUGAUCGUCCGCCAUCAUUGGAAUUACGGCCACAUCCGUUGAGAGAAAGGCAAAUUGGGAGAUUUUUGAGGACUGUAUUGUGUACGGACGAUGGAUCUCAGCUAUGGGCUGGGUCGGAGUGUGGAGUUAGGUUGUGGAAUUUGUCGGAUAUGUAUGAGGCUGCUCAAGAAGAAGAAGAGAAUGAGGACUUUGAAGAUGCUGCACCUUUUCUGGAGUCUGUUAGGACUUCACCAACGUUGUGCCUUGUUGAAGAUGCUGGGAAUAGGUUGCUAUGGAGUGGACACAAAGACGGUAGAAUCAUGUGUUGGCAGAUGGACAGUGAAACUAGCAGUAGAGAGAAAGGUGCUUGUGGAAAAGCUGCUUUGAAAGAAGUGUUAUCGUGGCAGGCUCAUCGCGGUCCAGUUCUUUCCAUGAUCAUGACUUCCUAUGGCGAUCUGUGGUCUGGAUCUGAGGGUGGUACCAUCAAGAUCUGGCCUUGGGAAGGAAUGGAGAAAUCGAUUGCUCUGAUAAAUGAGGAAAGGCACAUGGCUGCUUUGUCGAUAGAGAGGUCAUACGUGGAUCUAAGGAGCCAAGUUAUGCAUAAUGGAACAGGCAAUAGCAUAUUUUCUGUUGAUGUCAAAUAUAUGCUGUCUGAUCGCUCUGGAGCAAAAGUUUGGACGGCUGGUUAUGUGUCAUUUGCGCUUUGGGAUGCACGGACUCGAGAGUUACUGAAAAUCUUUAACACAGAUGGUCAGGUUGAAAAUAUAUUAGCAGCAGUAGAUCCUGUAAUUGAAGAUGAAAUGAGGAUGAAAGUUGUGUCCAAUUCAAAGAAGGACAAGUCUCAAAGUUCUAUCGGCUUCUUUCAGCGUUCACGCAAUGCUAUCUUAGGAGCAGCUGAUGCUGUCCGUAGGGUUGCGGUAAAAGGAGGAUUUGGAGAAGAUAACCGGAGGACUGAAGCGUUGAUCAUUGCAGUCGAUGGAAUGAUAUGGAGUGGAUGUUCCAAUGGAUUACUUGUCCAAUGGGAUAGAAAUGGCAAUCGCUUGCAAGAUUUCCAGUAUCACACAUUCUCUGUUCAAUGCUUAUGCACAUAUGGGUCACGGAUUUGGGUAGGUUAUGCUAGUGGUUAUAUUCAGGUAUUGGAUCUUAGUGGUAAUCUACUUGGAGGAUGGAUAGCUCAUAGUAGCCCUGUAAUAGAUUUUUCUGUGGGUGGAGGUUACGCUUUCUCUUUGGCUAAUCAUGGUGGUAUACGGGGUUGGAGUGUGAUAUCUCCUGCACCACUGGAUGGUAUUCUGCGUUCGGAGUUAGCUAGCAAGGAAUUUUUGUAUACUAGGCUAGAGAAUUUUAAAAUAUUGGCUGGUACAUGGAAUGUUGGACAAGGAAGAGCUUCUCCCGAUUCACUUAUAUCAUGGUUAGGUUCUGCAGCAGCAGAUGUUGGCAUUGUUGUUGUUGGCUUGCAGGAGGUGGACAUGGGUGCUGGUUUUCUUGCAAUGUCUGCUGCUAAAGAAUCAAUGCAGGUGGGUCUUGAAGGAAGUACUGCUGGUCAAUGGUGGUUGGAAAUGAUUGGAAAAACCUUGGAUGAGGGAUCAACUUUCAUCCGUGUUGGCUUCAGGCAGUUGGCGGGCCUGGUUAUUUCUGUCUGGGUCAGAAGAAAUAUUAGUCGUUAUAUCGGUGAUGUUGAUGUUGCAGCAGUACCUUGUGGUUUCGGGCGUGCAAUUGGGAACAAGGGAGCCGUAGGAUUGAGGAUGAGAGUGUAUGAUCGUACUGUGUGCUUUGUGAACUGUCACUUUGCUGCACAUCUAGAAGCUGUCGGUCGCCGGAAUGCUGAUUUUGACCAUGUUUAUCGAAGUAUGAUCUUUAGUCGACCAUCAAACUUUCUCAAUGUUGCAGCUGGUAUGGUGCCAUACCUAUUCUCAGCUUGCUUGCUUGCCUGCUCUAUGUUUUUAAUCUGGGUUGCUUAUGGUUCUCGGUUGCCAUUGGUACUUCUUGUUGCAGCUGGUGUCUCAUCUGCGAUUCAAAUGCUUCGCAGUGCAAAUGGUGCGUUUAACUCUGCAGAAGCAACUCCUGAGCUUUCUGAGGCAGAUAUGGUUGUGUUUCUUGGUGACUUGAACUAUCGGCUUGAUGGCAUUUCUUAUGAUGAAGCAAGAGAUUUUAUUUCCCAAAGGAGCUUUGAUUGGCUUAGAGAGAGGGACCAGUUGCAUACAGAGAUGGAAGUUGGGAAUGUCUUCCAAGGAAUGCGUGAAGCAGUCAUCAGAUUUCCUCCAACAUACAAAUUUGAGAGGCAUCAAAAUGGCUUAGCAGGGUAUGACUCUGGUGAAAAGAAGCGGAUUCCUGCCUGGUGUGACAGGAUUUUGUAUCGUGAUAGCCGUUCCACUUCAGGUUCCACUUGCAGCUUAGAUUGUCCUGUCGUCUCAUCAGUUCUGCAGUAUGAAGCUUGCAUGGAUGUGACAGAUAGUGACCACAAACCUGUAAGGUGCAUAUUCAAUGUGGAGAUUGCUCGAGUGGAUGAAUCAGUGAGAAGGCAAGAAUAUGGAGAAAUCAUUAGAUCAGACGAGAAAGUCGUGCUUAUGCUUCGGGAACUUAAUAGAAUUCCAGAAACAAUAGUCAGCACAAAUAACAUAAUCCUCAUGAACUUGGAUGCAUCCAUCUUGCGCAUUACAAAUAAGAGCGGGAAAAACAAAGCUAUUUUUGAAAUAAUUUGUGAAGGCGAGUCCACUGUUAAAGAUGAUGGGCAAGUGUUUGAUUAUCGUCCAAGAGGUUCUUUUGGUUUCCCUCGUUGGCUUGAGGUUAAUCCUGCAGUUGGCGUCAUUGUACCUGACCAAAUUGUUGAGAUUUCAGUUCACCAUGAAGAUCGGCAGACACUUGAGGAGUUCGUUGAUGGAAUUCCUCAAACCUCUUGGUGUGAAGAUGCCAAGGAUAAGGAAGUCAUGUUGGCAAUCAAAGUCCGCGGUUGCAUCUCAACAGAAAGAAAAUGUCACCGUGUCCGUGUGCGGCACUGCAUUUCAGCCAAGCCUUUGCCCACAAAGGUCAGACAAAGCAACUCUGACCAUCCCCAGCCAAAUGUCCUUCGCCGGUCUGAUUUUCAACCCAGUGGCUUUUCGGCUGAUGUUGUUGACGACCUAAUAAAUCUAAACAGUCCUUGACAGCAAGCAAGCAUAUCUCCAGGUUGAACCUCAACAACACCCAAUUUGUGUGUUUCACUACAACGAACAACCAAAGCGAUGUGUUUCUGUAAAUAAUCACCGAAGGGACUAUUGUACAACUUCUCGAUAGGAAAUUUUCGUUGCAUAUGUCAAAUUCUUUUGAGUUGGUCACUUUUCGAAUUAUUCAGGCAGUCACUUAUUGAUAAGUGUAUAACAUAAAUUGCACAUAUGCAAUAACAUAGAACUAGUUGUGUAUGUAAUCAUGUAAGGUAUUUGAGUGAGUGGUGCAUUGAGUUGAACCCUUCUGUAAGUUGUGGGGUGUGGGUUUGACCUCUUUUCU
This is a messenger RNA of Solanum verrucosum, 3980 nucleotides long. RefSeq names its product type II inositol polyphosphate 5-phosphatase 15. The record is from RefSeq and is a predicted model, not a curated record. The coding region runs from base 65 to 3640 and encodes 1191 amino acids. Gene Ontology annotation, molecular function: protein binding; phosphatase activity. Gene Ontology annotation, biological process: phosphatidylinositol dephosphorylation. The transcript has 10 exons. NCBI's taxonomy places the organism in Eukaryota, Viridiplantae, Streptophyta, Magnoliopsida, Solanales, Solanaceae.